CAGGCAGCGAGCCAAGUAAACCGUCCGAGGCGAGCCCCACCACCUCCGCGUUCACACGCGGGGAGGAGAGGGACGAGCCGAGCCCUGCGAGCGAUUACAAGAGCGCAAUCCAAUCUCUCUCUCUGUCCCCUCCCACUCUCUCUCGUUUCGAUUCGCGCCAUGGAGGCGCAGGCGCAGGACAGGGCGGAGGAGGGGGAGGCCGCGCGGCAGCAGCACGUGGUGGGGGCCGCGACGGCGGCGGCGGCGGCGGGGAUGGCGAUGGGCGCGAUCCCCAUGCACGGGUUCAUGGUGCCCAAGCCGGAGCCGGUGGAGUACUUCGGCGGGAUGGCAGUGGUGCGGGGCAAGCCGCCGCCACGGAACCGCGACCGGCACACCAAGGUGGAGGGCCGCGGGCGGCGGAUCCGCAUGCCGGCGGCGUGCGCGGCCAGGAUCUUCCAGCUGACGCGGGAACUAGGGCACAAGUCGGACGGCGAGACCAUCCGGUGGCUGCUGCAGCAGUCGGAGCCCGCCAUCAUCGCCGCCACCGGCACUGGCACGGUCCCGGCGAUCGCCACCACCGUCGACGGCGUCCUCCGCAUCCCCACGCAGUCCUCCUCCUCCUCCAGCCCCUCGUCCCUCGCCAUGGUCGACGGCGAGGAGUCCUCCGCCAACAAGCGCCGCAGGAAGCUGCAGCCCACGCGCGCCGCGGCGGGCGCGUCCCCGCUCGCCACCGCGGCGCCCGCGGCAUACUACCCCGUCAUCGCCGACCCGCUCCUGCAGGGCACCGGCGGGGCGGCGGCCAUCUCCGUCCCGAGCGGCCUCGCCCCCAUCACCGCCUCUGGCGCGCCCCAGGGGCUCGUCCCGGUGUUCGCGGUCCCGGCCGCCGGCAGCCCCGGCGGCGGAGGCGGCGCCGGCAGCCGCAUGAUCCCGCAGGCCACUGCCGUGUGGAUGGUCCCCCAGCCCGGCGCCACGGCGGGGGGCGCGGCCACCCAGCCGACCCAGUUCUGGGCCAUCCAGUCCGCGCCGCAGCUCAUCAACCUCGGCGGCGCGCAGACCGCCGCCGUGUUCCCGACGGCGGUGAACGUCGCCGACUUCCAGCAGCAGCAAGUCUCCAGCAUGUCCCACAACAGCAACUCGGAGCAGCAGCACCAGCUGCACCUGCAGCACCCGGGGUCUAGUUCCCACGACCAGCACCGCGGUGGCGGCCGGAACAACGUCGACCACCCGGAGGAGGACGAGGACGACGACGACGAGGAGCCGGUGUCCGACUCCAGCCCGGAGGAGUAAACACGGCGUCGGCGGGCGGCGUGCGCGCCCAGAAAGUCCAACCCCAAAGCUUAGGUUCCUUUCCCUCUAAUUUAAAAUCACCGUUCCUUUUUCUCCCCUUUCGCAAUCCUCCUUAUGAUGAACUAGUAAUUACGCGGCCGUGUGAGUGUGCUUUCCGUCCGUCGUAGGCUCGCUCAGUGACCCAGUGUUAGUGGUAGAGAGAAGAAGAUGAAAGAGGUAGAAGACGCAGGCAGCAUUUAAUGUAAUAUGCAAACGAAAGGAGCAGCUGAUUAUCAAGUUAAUUAACGACCUUUCCCUAAUUUUAAUUUAUAACCGA
Molecule: messenger RNA, 1582 nt
Organism: Setaria italica (foxtail millet)
Lineage: Eukaryota; Viridiplantae; Streptophyta; Magnoliopsida; Poales; Poaceae
Product: transcription factor PCF2
Exons: 1
Coding region: 160-1266 (368 amino acids)
Cellular component (GO): nucleus
Molecular function (GO): sequence-specific DNA binding; DNA-binding transcription factor activity
Source: RefSeq, a predicted model, not a curated record